Molecule: messenger RNA, 2258 nt
Organism: Pleuronectes platessa (European plaice)
Lineage: Eukaryota; Metazoa; Chordata; Actinopteri; Pleuronectiformes; Pleuronectidae
Gene: mdm2
Product: MDM2 proto-oncogene
Exons: 13
Coding region: 216-1718 (500 amino acids)
Biological process (GO): regulation of cell cycle; negative regulation of apoptotic process
Cellular component (GO): nucleus
Molecular function (GO): ubiquitin protein ligase activity; identical protein binding
Source: RefSeq, a predicted model, not a curated record
CUCCAGCAGGGGCGCUGCACCUGUGACCCUCGCACCAGUACAGUAAACACACCGAUGCUCCGCUAGCAUCGUUAGUUCUUCGUUAACCCGCUGGAUUAACGUAUCUGUGGGACUUUAUAACAACUAAACUAACUGGAAGAGGAUGGACAGCUGCUGACACUACCCCACCCCCCCCCCCCCCCCCCUCUGUAUAUACAGGAACGUUCAGCUUCACUAUGUCAGCUGUCAGUGAGCUCAGCACCGACACCAGUGACGACAACAAACUGGUCAGACCAAAAGUCGAGUUCCGCUCUUUGCUGCAACACGCAGGAGCCACGAAAGAUGUUUUCACCAUGAAGGAGGUGAUGUUCUACCUGGGUCAGUACAUCAUCCAGAACCAGCUGUAUGACCAGAAGCAGCAGCACAUCGUCCACUGCUCCCAUGAUGCACUGGGGCGCGUGCUGGGAGUCGACAGCUUCUCCGUGAAAGAGCCACGAGUUCUGUUUGCAAUGAUCACCAAGAACCUGUUGGCUGUGAAGAGCCAAGAUUCGCCCCCGAGCGAGAACGAACCAAACGGCAACAGUCCGACAGGCAGAGGGACAGAGGAGGCGGAACCAGAAAGCCGCUCUUCAUCACCAGACAGGAGGAAGAGGAAAAGGAGGAAGAGGAGGAGAAGGAGGAGCGGCAGGAGUAAUGAACCAGGCCCCUCCCACAGUGCAGAGGAGGAUGAAGACGAGGAGGAGUCAGAGGGGGAGGAGGAAGAAGAGGGGGCGAAGAGGAGGAGGUCAGACAGCUUCUCCCUCACCUUCGAUGACAGCUUGUCCUGGUGUGUGAUUGGUGGACUGGGAGGCAGGCGGGACCGACACAGCAGCCAAUCAUCAGAAUCGCACAGCACAUCUGGGAGGUCAGAGGUCACGGUUCCAGCCUCAGACUCAGAAAGCGACAACUUCAGCGUUGAGUUCGAGGUCGAGUCGGCAGAUUCAGACGACUACAACGAAGACGACGCUUCUCUGUCGGCCGACGACCAGGUGUACGAGGUCACCAUCUUUGAGAAAGAAGACGAAGACUCCUUCGAUGAAGACACAGAAAUCACUGAAGCUGAUUACUGGCGCUGUGUGAAGUGCGACGAGUUGAACCCCCCCCUCCCUAGAAACUGCUUCCGCUGUUGGUCGAUGCGACACGAUUGGCUCCCCGAUGAGUCCCUCAACGCUGCUAACUCCUCCCCCUCCAGUCCGAAAGCUCUGCCCAAAAAGCCAACCGACCAAUCAGAAGCCAAAGAACCUUCAGGUUCUGAUGUGGAGGAAAACGAAGGAGUCGAUGUUCCCGACGGGAAACGGGCGAAAACUCCUCUUCUGUCACAGUGUCUCUCCGACUACACCUCCUCUGCUACCUCCUCCCAGGAACUCAUCUCCUCCUCCCAGCCCUCCUCCUCCUACUCCUCCUCCCUGGACUCCCAGGAGCUUCUUCAGUCGUCCCUCACUUCCUCACCUGCACCUCCUCCUGGUCCCGCGGUCCCGGAGCUGGAGCGCAGCGUGUCGGAGGAGUGGCGUCUGCCCGAGUCGUGUCUCGACCCGUGUCUCAUCUGUCAGUCCCGGCCCAAGAACGGCUGCAUCGUCCACGGGCGAACGGGACACCUGAUGUCCUGCUACGUCUGCGCCAGGAAGCUGAAGAAGAGGAACAAGCUGUGUCCCGUCUGCAGGCUGCCCAUCCAGUCGGUGGUCCUCACCUACCUCAGCUGAAACCCCCCCCCCCCCGGUCCUCGCCAACAUCAGCUGAGACUCAUCCUCUUUCCUCAGCCACCAACUCUAUCCUCACCUCCCUCUAUGCUCUAUUCCACCGACCCUGUCCUCACCCUUGGCUGAGACUCCCACCAUGUCUCACCCCCUCUGUCCUCACCCUCUUCACAUUUAGGCCUUUGACACUACAGACACUUAGAGACACGUAUGUUGAGGUGUAGCUUUCAUCACAUGUUCAGUCUUCACUUAGACAGUUAUUCAUCAACUAUUUGUGAUAAUCGAUAGGUUCUCUUCAUCAUAUAUGACUUUAAACAACAUAUAUGAUCUGACGCUUGGUGAAAUAAAACAAAAACAUCCAGAUAUGACCUCUUGGGCUUUGGUAAAUUUAACACCAGAAUAAUUCCCUCUUUAAUUUCCUGAUCUUCUGAAUCUUUAGUGCGAUCUCUUCUUCCAUUUAUUUAAUGAUGUAAAUGUCAGAUUUUCAGUCACAUCAUAAACAUUCUGAUUAGUUUAACACGUUGGAAAACACAACCUAGAACUUUA